Messenger RNA from Homo sapiens (human), 899 nucleotides. RefSeq names its product keratin associated protein 5-3 (gene KRTAP5-3). The coding region runs from base 79 to 795 and encodes 238 amino acids. The record is from RefSeq and is marked validated. NCBI's taxonomy places the organism in Eukaryota, Metazoa, Chordata, Mammalia, Primates, Hominidae. The transcript has a single exon.
GGGCUCAGAGAACUCCACACCUGCACACCUCCCUCUCACCUGCUCCUCUACCUGCUCCACCCUCAACCCACCAGAACCAUGGGCUGCUCUGGCUGCUCUGGAGGCUGUGGCUCCAGCUGUGGGGGCUGUGGCUCCAGCUGUGGGGGCUGUGGCUCCGGCUAUGGGGGCUGUGGCUCCGGCUGCUGUGUACCUGUCUGCUGCUGCAAGCCCGUGUGCUGCUGUGUGCCAGCCUGUUCCUGCUCCAGCUGUGGCUCCUGUGGGGGCUCCAAGGGGGUCUGUGGCUCUUGUGGGGGCUGCAAGGGGGGCUGUGGCUCCUGUGGAGGCUCCAAGGGGGGCUGUGGCUCCAGCUGCUGUGUGCCCGUCUGCUGCUCCUCCAGCUGUGGCUCCUGUGGGGGUUCCAAGGGGGUCUGUGGAUUUCGUGGGGGCUCCAAGGGGGGCUGCGGUUCUUGUGGCUGCUCCCAGUGCAGCUGCUAUAAGCCCUGCUGCUGCUCCUCAGGCUGUGGGUCAUCCUGCUGCCAGUCCAGCUGCUGCAAGCCCAGCUGCUCCCAGUCCAGCUGCUGUAAGCCCUGCUGUUCCCAGUCCAGCUGCUGUAAGCCCUGCUGCUGCUCCUCAGGCUGUGGGUCAUCCUGCUGCCAGUCCAGCUGCUGCAAACCCUGCUGUUCCCAGUCCAGCUGCUGUAAGCCCUGCUGCUGCUCCUCAGGCUGUGGGUCAUCCUGCUGCCAGUCCAGCUGCUGCAAGCCCUGCUCCUCCCAGUCCAGCUGCUGUGUCCCAAUUUGCUGCCAGUGCAAGAUCUGAGGCUCUGCCCACAAACCUCAGUGGGUCCUACAGAUCCGGGCUCUCCAGGAAUGAUUGCAGCUGUGUCCUGAAUUCCUGAAGCACGUCUCUGAAUCUGUCCUCCU